Messenger RNA from Sphaerodactylus townsendi, 1975 nucleotides. RefSeq names its product small integral membrane protein 43 (gene SMIM43). NCBI's taxonomy places the organism in Eukaryota, Metazoa, Chordata, Lepidosauria, Squamata, Sphaerodactylidae. The coding region runs from base 466 to 651 and encodes 61 amino acids. The transcript has 2 exons. The record is from RefSeq and is a predicted model, not a curated record.
UCCCUCUUUUUCACCCCUGUGGUUAUAAUCUAUAACCAAGACUUCUCUCUCCCCGCCCUCAGCUACCGUAAUUUGCCAGGGAAAUCGAAGCGGGGCGGAGAGGGCUGUUCGGAGAGGCGCUCCGGGCUAUAGAGCGCUCUCAGGACGGGAUUCCUUUCCAUGCAGCAGCUGGGUGGGCGCAUUUGGGGCACUGAACGAGGCGAAACCUCUCGGGCGAUUCGCUCCCCCAUCCGGGAUGGUCCCAGCCAUGCCAAAGCCUGGCAACGCCCAGUCUGCCCUUCUGCGAGGGGGGGCAGACACUUGCACUCCCCCGGGGCAGUAAAGGUAAACAAGUCUGCUGGCCCCGGGAAGACUGAACAAGCUUAUUGCAGCUUUAGCCGUGGUGGGCACCAGCAGAUGCCUGGUGCACAGGGCGCCUAGCGAGCGGUCCCCCUUCCCGGGAAACCCUGCAGCAGCAGGAGCAGCAUGGAGUGGGAAUUCAACUUGCUGCUCUACCUGGCGCUGUUUUUCUUUUUGCUCUUCCUGCUCUUCCUCCUGCUCUUCGGAGUCAUCAAGCAGCUGAAGAACUCCGUGGCCAGCACGGGCGCGCUGCAGCCCGGACGCCCCUCGCUGCGGGAGCCCUGGGGCUUUUGCCGCGAGCAAACGCUGUGAGGAGGGAGCCCGGCCGGGUAGGAGAGGACGACGCGCCCCUCUGCCUCUAGAGGGCGCCACUGGGAUGCGCGGCUAGAACAUCAGCACCUAAUUCACGGUUUGGACCUUUUGGAAAGGAGGGCCAAGGAGAGCACCUAGAUGGACCUGCGAUGUGGUAAUGGAACAGAAUGCCGUAUUGCUUGUUCCCGGGAGAAAAUGAGACUGUGUUCUAUGGAAACAGCCAGUCCAGUCAAAAAGGCAGCUGUCCUGGGAGAUUAGACAAGUAGCCAAUAAGGGCACAUGUUUCACAUCAAAAGUCAUUGUGUUUUCGUGAAGAUAUGCAAUAGGUUUGAAAAUGCUGGUCAUGCUCUGUUUCAGACUGUUUUUCCUCCCUAUUCCUCCUUAGAAAUCUGGCCCACUCAUAAAUAGCAUUUCUCCUUGAGAACGUGUCCAUGACAGUGGCAGAACGACCAACCUCUCUUCAGGAUCCAGCAUAAACAGGAAUGGAAAUUCAUACUGCAGUAACCUGUUUCACUUGAUAUUCAUUCCUCCUUCCUGCUCUCAAUUUGUUUCUUUGUUUUGCAAAUGAAAUUUGUGCUCUCUUGUGAGUUUUAUGUAUUUCUGGGAAAAAGAACGCCUUGAAAAGAAACAGCACUUGUAACAGCAGUAAAGAGUUCUGACCUUCACUACUGAUAAUGAAAAUAAAUUCUUUUCAAAUCUUUAUUCAGAGAGACACUGGAACAUUAAGUGAUGCGGAGCUUACAACAUUUGUCAGAAAUUUUAAAACUGCAGGACUGUAGUGCCCCAUGUACCACCCAAUCAGAUACUCUAAGUGUAAUUGCAUACAGCAGUUUUUUAUGAUUGUCUAAAUAUAAAAAACCACUUGCGGGAAUCCAGCACAUUCUGAAUUACUUGACAUGCCAUCCUAAGCAGUAUCACACAGUUCUAAAUCAAUUAAAAAUAGACACAGAAUGGUGUAGCUCUUCUUAGGAGUGCACUGCUGCUUAGGAGUUCACAUAGAUGAAAUGGUGGGGUUAUUAAUAUGUAAGAAGUAAACAUUAACAUGUCUAUUAUUCCAACAGUGAUGAUUUUUGUGUUCCUAUAAGGGAAAUGUAUUGUAAAUUAACAUAUUUAAGGUCUGGGUGUAUGAAAAACUGUUGGAAGGAUGCAAAUCUCCUAUCUUUGAAUUCAACAGGAAAAACCUUCUCUUUCUGAUGUCUGAGCCCAAAUAUUGUGCUGCUGUUAUGGAAUUAAUUCAAGAUCUGUGAAUAAUAAUAAAUGGUGCCUCAUUUGUGCAGAAGUGAAUAAGAAGUCAAACUGAUAUUAAAAACAUUUUCAAAUUUCA